Messenger RNA from Conger conger (European conger), 1629 nucleotides. Its product is annotated as protein kinase C delta type-like. The record is from RefSeq and is a predicted model, not a curated record. The coding region runs from base 1 to 1629 and encodes 542 amino acids. The transcript has 8 exons. Gene Ontology annotation, molecular function: protein serine/threonine kinase activity; ATP binding. Lineage: Eukaryota; Metazoa; Chordata; Actinopteri; Anguilliformes; Congridae. Gene Ontology annotation, biological process: protein phosphorylation.
AUGGCGGUUCAACUCCAACUUUACCUGGAAAAUGAGGCAGCCCAGAUCCAAUAUAACCUGCAAGAAAAGGCAGCCCGGAUCCAUCUUAACCUGGAAGAAAAGGCAGCCCAGAUCCAGUUUACUCUUGACAAGAAGGAGGCAGAGAUCCAAUGUAAUCUGGAAAAGAUGGCAGCACAGAUCCAAAUUAAUCUGGAAAGGAAUGAGGCAGAGAUCCAAUGUAAUCUGGAGAAUAUAGCAGCCCAGAUACAAUUUGGUCUUGAAGAAAAGGCAGCCCAGAUUCAGUGUAACAUGGAAAGAAAGGAGGCCCAGACCCAGCUUAAUCUGGAGGCUAUGCUAGCCCAGAUCCAGUUUACUAUGGAAGAAAAGACAGCCCAGAUCCAUCUUGACCUGGAAAGAAAAGAGGCCCAGAUCCAAUUUAAUCUGGAGGAGAUGGCAGCCCAGAACCAAUUUAACUUGCAUCAGAUAGCAACUGAGAUACAAUUCAAUCUUGAGGAGCUGGGAGUUCUGAUCCAACCGAACCCAGAGGAAAUGGCCAUACAGAGAGUAGAGGAAACUGCUUCAAGGAUCCAAUGUGGCUUGGUGUUGAAUGGCACUCUGCUGCAUCAAGAACUGAAUGGAAAUGUUGAAAAAGUCUCCACUGGCCUCUCCCUUGAGAGCUUUUUGUUCCAUAAAGUGCUGGGCAAGGGAGCCUUUGGAAAGGUCAUGCUGGCAGAGCUGAAAGAGAGUGGGGAGUACCUUGCCGUCAAAGCCCUGAAGAAGGAGCACAUCCUGGCAAAUAACCAUGUUGAGUGCACCAAGGUGGAGAAAAGGGUGUUGGCCCUAGCUGCUGAGAACCCCUUCCUCGCCCACCUCCACUCCACAUUCCAAACAAAGGAUUGCCUUUUUUUUGUUAUGGACUAUAUAAAUGGGAGAGACCUUUUUUUCCACAUAGAGGUGAUUGGGAACUUUGAUCUACACAGCACACAAUUCUAUGCUGCGGAAAUUAUUUGUGGGCUCCAAUUUCUUCACAGGAAUGGAGUCAUAUACAGGGAUUUGAAGUUGAACAAUGUGGUGCUGGAUGUAAAUGGACACAUUAAAAUUGUGGACUUUGGAUUGUGCAAGGACAACUUGAUUGAUGGGAAAGCAAUGAGCUUCUGUGGCACUGAGCACUAUAUUGCACCAGAGAUCUUCCAGGGAAAGGUGUACUCUUUUCCUGUGGACUGGUGGUCACUUGGGGUCCUUGUCUUUGAAAUGUUGACUGGUGAUUCCCCCUUUCAAGGGGAUGAUGAAGAUGAGCUCUCCACAUCUGUCUGCACAGCUCCACUUGAGUUUCCCAACUGGCUAAACCAGGAGUCAAAGGACCUCCUUGAGAAGCUUCUGGAGAGAGACCCUGCUCAUAGGCUGGGUGUAGCUGGAGACAUCCGGGCGCACCCUUUCUUUAAUGUGAUUGACUGGCCCACUCUUGAAAAGAGGGAGAUGGUGCCCCCCUUCAAACAAAAAGCAAUGGGUGAUCCCCAAGAUGACCUCUUGGACAUGGAGCUCCUCAGCAAGGUGUCCUGUCUGUCAGACAGGGACACUGGCUCUGUUGAACCUGGUGACCAGUUGGCCUUUGCCGGUUUUUCCUUCAUUAACCCCAAGUGGAGGGGUUAA